Messenger RNA from Miscanthus lutarioriparius, 1248 nucleotides. Lineage: Eukaryota; Viridiplantae; Streptophyta; Magnoliopsida; Poales; Poaceae. The record is from the annotation of a GenBank genome assembly.
AUGGACGGAGACGGAUUCGACGACUUGUGGAGCUCGCAGCCGUCGGCGAGCGGCCCUGCCCGCGCCGGUCUCGACCUCAACUCGCAAGCGCCGGUGGCGGAGGGGUUCCCGGGGCUUCGGUUGUACGGAGACUUCCUCCAGGGCGACGACGUCGAGCUCCUUCCUGGACGCGGCAGGGGCUCCGACCUCCCUCCCUAUCGCCCACCGCCCGGUCACGGAGGAGGAAACGGUGGCGGCUACACCGGUAGGUCGUCGUCGGGGGCAGGCGGUGGUGUUCGGCAGCGCGCGAACUCGGCCGCCGCAGCAGCCGGGCGGCGUCCCCAGCGCACCAACACGGCUUCCCGUGGCAACGGUGGCCAGGGCGUACCGCUUCCCCAAGCACCGAGGGCACCGAGGAGUGGCGUCCGUGGGCAAGCAUCCGGCUCCGACGCUACCUUCGACAUUAACGAUGAAGCAAUGGAGGAUAACGUGGAGGAGUUAGGGAGCUCCGGCGGUCCCCAAUUGUGCAUAGAGCAACGUAGAGCAGGAACGUAUAUUGGUUCACAAAUGAGUGGUGAAGGGUACCAAGCCGUUGUCGAUGGCUUACUUACCAGAAGAAGGUUGGUGUACACCCAUGGACAAGUGAAGAACCAAAUAGGCGUACUCAAAAACACCCACGCUUUCUGGCGCUACUUGCAAACGCACACAGGGUUGGGGAGGAGACCAGAUGGAUCCAUUGAUGCAGAUCAUGAUUUCUGGCUAACUCACACAGAGAAAAAACCAUACUUAAAGAAGCUGCUGACGAGUCCUCCAGCAAACGAGGAUUUGCUUGAUGAACUGUUCAGAGGGUACACUGUGGAUGGCACCAUAGCCUUUAUGCCUGGUGAUGAUUAUAGUGACAAUGAGGGGCAAGAUGCAAGGACAGAAGAUGAAGAAGAAGAAGAGUUUGCACAAACACCUACAAGUAGAAGCAGCCAGAGGAGCCAGAGGGGCAAGAGGGCAUUGAACAGCACUACAAGCACUUUGACCAGUCCAGUGAAGAGGAGCAAGAGCCCAAUGGUGAAGAUUGUGAAGGACAUAGUCAGUACCUUCAAAGAAUCUGUCGCAGCCAACACUAAGCAAAUCCAGAAACGUGCAAAUGACAAGGCUGCAUUUUCUGUCAAGAGGUGUCAGGAGCUGGCAUUUGAGUGUGGCGUUGAAAAAACCGUUGACUCUGUCUAUGCUAUGUCCAAGAUGUUCGAAACAGAGUACCAAAGGGAGUUUCUGUGA